AUGAUCGGUAAAUUCAUUUCCGAAACAUACAAUAAAGUGAAAAGUAAAGCUGACGAGGUUAGGUUACAUGUGAGUGUUCAAGCCAUAAAGGCGAAAGAAGUUUUUGGAUUAGUAAAACCAACUACAACUGAACAACUGGAAAUUUUAUUAAAUUAUGAACUGCAACAAAUUGACACAGCAGAAGCAUUAAUAGGAACUUAUAAAAAAUGGAUACAUAAUAUAUAUCAAUCUGAGAAAAAUGACUGCAUAAGAUAUUAUAAAAAUAUAAACAGAAAUAGCGAAAAAAAUGUGCCAAAUGAGGUCAGACAUUUGUUUAUGAACAGGGAAGAUGGUAAAAAUUACUCAUCGGAAUUAAAUAGAGAAAAUGAAAAUGCAUUUAAUAGUAGUAGUAAUAAUAAUACAUAUAAUAGUGAAAACAACGGUAAUAACAGCAUUAAUAGUAACAACAGUAACAAUUGCAACAAUGUGGAUACCAAACGAUACAGCAAUAAUGUUCAUAAUUAUGUGAAAAAUGAUUCAAAUAUGGACAUAUGUUACAAUUCAGGGUUAAAUGUACAUCCUCAAAGUGAUGUUUCCAAUAGUGAAAAACCUCAACAUCAAGAAGAAGGAACGAAUAAUAGUGAAGAGGAUGUUCCCUUAAUAGACAAAGAUAGAGGUAAUCCAUCUAUGGAAAUGAGACUACUAGAAAAGGAUGUAAACAACGAUAUAAAUAAAAAUAUGACUUCAGUACAAAAGAACAAAGACGACACAACUAACAACAUUUACGAUGAUCUUUAUGGAUAUAACUUUAAAGAAUUUUUUCUAAAAAGUAAUAUUUUAGAAAAAUCUAUUAGUCUGAUAUUAGAAAAAAGAGAAAUUAGGUUAUCUCUAGUAGGCCCAAUAGAAAAAGACGAUUUAAAUAAUCCGAGAACUACUAUUUUAACCAUGUUUAAGCAUUGUCUGAUUGGAAAUGAAAAAUUGCAUAAAGACAUUUUGUACAUUAUAUUAACAACUGACAAAUUAUUCGAAAAUCAUAAAGAACUAUUUUUAGAAUUAUUGAGUGUCCUUAAAUAUGAUUAUUUAGAUAUUUAUUUAACCAAUAUAAGAAAACUAAUAUCAUCAGAGGUUGUUUGCUUAAAGAGUAAAAUACUGUCAUAUGAUGCUCAAUGUCUAAACUUUAAUAAAAUAAACUGUUUAAAAUAUAUUAGCAGGAGAACUAGUAUGUCCUCGAUCGAUUUAGAAAAGGAUACAAACUUUUCAAGUCCUUCUUUUAGUUUUGAAAAACUGCAUUCCGAACCGUUCCAAGAUGAACUGAGGCAUGAUAGUACUCAAGAAAAUAGGUUAACUCCGCUUGAAGAAUAUAAAAAAGAACACAUACAGGAAGAAAUCGAUGUGAUGAAUUCACUAGAUAAGGGCAAAAUAGACAAGGAAAAGAUGCUAGAAAUAGAGCAUGAAAAAAUGCACCAAAUUGAGGGGGAAAAAGCCCAUCAAGUGGAGCAGGAAAAUAUGCAACUAAUGGAAGAAAUAGAUGAAGUAAGAAUACUCCAAUCAAACGAAGAGAAAAUGUUUGAGGAUUUCGAAAUGCCGGAAACAAGUAGCAACAACUGCACAGAAUAUUCAAGAGAUGAUUCUAAGGCGGAUUCUUUAUUAAGCGAAAAAGAAAUUAUAGAGAACAACAAAAUACAACAAAUCAAAAUUCUAGCUUCAUCAAAAUUAAUAGAGUUACAUAAGGCUGUUCAAAGGAUUCUAUUAUUAGCUACAAAAAAUAGGGAAAAGAGAAAAAUCGAAAUUAAAAUAAAAUUGGAAGAAUUAAAAAAAAUUAUAGAAGUUUGUAAAAAGGACUGUGAUAUAACUCUUAAUGAUGCCAAAGACUCGAAAACUCAUAUAGAAAAUGUAUAUGUUAAAGAAGUAGAUGUACGAACAAGUGAUAUUAACAAAACGCAGGAACUGAUAAACCAAGUGAAAAAUUCGCUAGAUCAAUUAAUAAUAAAAAAAAAUGAAUUAUAUAAUGAAUAUCAGUUGAUAUGUAAAGAAAUAAAUAAAAAAAAUAAGGAAUUAUCAAAAGUAUUAUCCACAUUAUCCUUAUAUAAAAAAGAGUUAAACGAAGCAGAAAAUAAUUAUUUAAACAAGUUGUCAAAUACAAGUAAAACAAAACACAUGCAUCAAGAAAGGAAGUUAUAUAUUUCAAAUUUAGAUAAUAUGUCUGAUGAAAUUUUAAAAGAAUAUGAAAAAUCUGAGUAUGUAAAUACGGACGAAUUAGUUUCAAAAUCGAUCAAAAUUAAAAAACCUCUAAAGCAGGUUAUUACGAAACAUUUAACUUAUUUGAAAGACAAAUUAUGUUUAUUAAAUACUCUACUAAAAUUUUAUGCACAAAAGGUAACGUUGUUGUUAAAAAAUACAAACAAUGCAAAAAAAGGUAUAUCAAAACUGCACCAUCUGGACCAUUGCAAUACAAUUGACCAUCAUAAUAAUUCUGACCCUCAUAAUAUAGUUGACCAUCAUAAUGGUGCUGAUAUUCAUAAUAAUGUAAAUUUUCAAAGUGAUGUUGAUCAUCAUAGUGAUGAUGACGUAUUCAUGAAGAAAAACGAAAUGGUAAAGGACGAUCAUAUAAAAAGGAACAUUUUAAAUACCACUAAUAAUGAAGAUUUCUACCAAUACAAUCAUUACGAAAAAGAAAGGAAAUCAAAAUUACUAAAAUAUAAAAAAUGCUAUUUUAAGGUUAUUGAGCAAAUAAAUAAAGUGUGGAUCAUCAUACAAAAGUUUUACGAUCUUCAUAAAGAACAGAUAGAUGAAGAUAAUGAUGAGGUAAAAUAUUCAGCACAUUUUAUUUAUGAUCAAAUAAAUAUAAUGUACAAUUAUAGCAAAAAAUAUAUAAUGGAAAAUAGUCCUAUUAUUUCCUCCAUAUCAUAA
Molecule: messenger RNA, 2889 nt
Organism: Plasmodium malariae
Lineage: Eukaryota; Apicomplexa; Aconoidasida; Haemosporida; Plasmodiidae
Product: conserved Plasmodium protein, unknown function
Exons: 1
Coding region: 1-2889 (962 amino acids)
Source: RefSeq, a predicted model, not a curated record